Molecule: messenger RNA, 495 nt
Organism: Nestor notabilis (Kea)
Lineage: Eukaryota; Metazoa; Chordata; Aves; Psittaciformes; Psittacidae
Gene: CHLSN
Product: chromosome unknown open reading frame, human C7orf50
Exons: 4
Coding region: 1-495 (164 amino acids)
Source: RefSeq, a predicted model, not a curated record
AUGGGGCAAUCCGUAGAGGCAGGAGCAGAAAGUCUCUCUCCAGUGUUGGACGCGGCAACAGAAGAAAAGGAAGAACUUACUGCAGAAGAAAGGAGGAAACUGGAAAGAAAACUAAAAAAAGAGCGCAAGAAGAAGGAAAAGCAGCUGAUGAGGGAAGCUGGAAUCUCUACUAAAAAGGUGGAGCCCAAAAAGCAGUCAGGAUCUGAGCUGGCUUUGGCCUAUUUAACCAGCUGGUCUGAAAACCCAGAAGAAUGGAAGUUUCAAAAGACAAGACAAACCUGGCUUCUCUUGCACAUGUAUGAUAAAGAGAAGGUUCCAGACAAGUAUUUCACCAUUUUACUGGAUUAUCUGCAAGGGCUUCAAGGCAAUGCACGAGACUUAACUGUGCAGAAAGCUGAAGCUUUUAUGAAGGAAUUUGAUGAUGCCAAUGCAGAAGACCCGAAUCUCUUGGAGAAGUGUGAGCGCAUACGUCAAGUUCUGCAGCUGCUGUCCUGA